Messenger RNA from Malurus melanocephalus (red-backed fairy wren), 861 nucleotides. It is a transcript of the gene NRN1L, whose product is annotated as neuritin 1 like. The transcript has 3 exons. Gene Ontology annotation, biological process: nervous system development; neuron projection extension. The coding region runs from base 16 to 516 and encodes 166 amino acids. NCBI's taxonomy places the organism in Eukaryota, Metazoa, Chordata, Aves, Passeriformes, Maluridae. The record is from RefSeq and is a predicted model, not a curated record. Gene Ontology annotation, cellular component: plasma membrane.
CGCGGGGUCCGCACCAUGGGCGGCGGCUGCUGGCGGCUGCUGGGCGUCGUGUGCCCGCUGCUCCUGCACCUCGCCGCGAGCCAGGAGCCCGUCAGCAUGGCGGGACAGUGCGACACCAUCUACAAGGGUUUCGCCGCCUGCCUCAUCAGCCUGGGGGACAGCAUGGUCCAGAGUGUCCGGCAGCAGCAGCAGCAGCAGGAGGAGGGCGGCGACGAGGCGCAGGAGCUGGACACCAUCUGCAAGUCUUGGGAUGAUUUCCACACGUGCGCCAGCGAGGUGCUGUCGAGAUGCCCCGUGGAAGCGGCCACCAUCUGGGAGUCGCUGCGCCAGGAGUCCCGCAAGAUCCAGUUCCAGGGGAACCUGCAGGAGCUGUGCAGCGCCCGGGGACGCAUGGCCAGCGCCCAGGGCUCGCCGGCCGCUGAGACCAACCAGGCCACGCUGCGGGGCUCGGCCACCCCCCUGCACCCGCGGCUGCUGGCCCUGCUGGCCCUGCCGCUGCUGCUGCCCCGGCUGUAGCCCAGCCCGCCCGCGGGGUACCCGGGUGAUGCCGGGUCGGUCCCCCCGGGUGCUGACCGGUCCCCGCCGCGCCCACCUCCCUCCCGGGCAUCCCUCGCGGGGCACGGUCAUCUCCYGCAGCACUACAGAUGGAUUUAUAUUUAUAUUAAAAGACACUUUUACAUUUCUCCUGUCUCUCUGCCAUGGGAUGCCCCUCGAGCCCUUCCCACGCUCCGUGUUUGCUCUGGGGACUGGAGAGGAGAUGGUCCCUGCACCAGUCCCCAAGAAGGGUCAGUAGAGAGGGUCUGUGGCUCCAUUCCCCCACUGCAUUGCCCAUGGACAGCCCGAGGAGGGGACAAUUCCCAU